AUGUACAUUAGAUGUGAUAAUUUUUUAAAAACGCAGCAUGACAUCGCACGCAAUAUCUUUAAUGUCGUCAUAAAAUGUCUCAAGACAAGAUAGUUGGAGUCGACAUUCUCUUGGAAUUUUUAGAAGUAGCGUUUAAUCACAUAUUAUUUUGCCGCAAAAUCUAUCCCAAGGAAAUUUUUGUUAAGAAAAAGAUAUAUGGAAUUACGAUAUAUGUAUCAGAACAUCCAGAGGUGAAUGAAUAUUUAUCAAAUGUUCUGACGGCAAUCAAGGAAUUGAUAAAGGAAGAUGAAAAGAGCGUUAAAGCCAUCACGCUUACCUUCUACAACAAAAACAAGUUGCCGAUAGAAAAAUAUGUCUUUGAUAUGGUUAAACUGCAGGCACAGCUUACAGAGAGAGAUCCAUAUUAUUUGAAAACAGAAGAAGCACUGAAGACAGUCUGUUUAAAAUUAUCAAUGUGUGAUACAUACUUAAGACCCAUCCCAGACACGUCAAUCUUUUCUAUCGAAAUUCAAACAUAUGAAACUGCACACAUCAUUCUAAGCGAAAAUCCAAAAUGUGAAGAUUUUCCAUGGAUUAUUAAAGAUGAUGCAGUAGAGAUGAUUGAUAAAAAUAUAUUACCACUGAAAGAUAUUAAAACUGAUUGUUUAAAUUUGCAACUGUACGUAAUUGAGGAUACAGCCAACAAAAUCUAAGGUUUAAUAAACACGUUAUACGAUUGAUA
Temnothorax curvispinosus is the source of this 721-nucleotide messenger RNA. RefSeq names its product mitotic spindle assembly checkpoint protein MAD2B (gene PolZ2). Bases 75 to 692 code for a protein of 205 amino acids. Lineage: Eukaryota; Metazoa; Arthropoda; Insecta; Hymenoptera; Formicidae. The record is from RefSeq and is a predicted model, not a curated record. The transcript has 3 exons. Gene Ontology annotation, cellular component: zeta DNA polymerase complex.